Messenger RNA from Periconia digitata, 4545 nucleotides. Lineage: Eukaryota; Fungi; Ascomycota; Dothideomycetes; Pleosporales; Periconiaceae. The record is from the annotation of a GenBank genome assembly.
CCGUUCAAUGUCAUCUCCAGAACAACACGCGAUACAUUGUGUCAAACGUAUAUAUAUAUGGAACUUGAUUGCAGACCUCCAUUCCAUGUCAUCAUUUGGCUCCAGACCUUCAUACCCUACCGUGAAACAUUUCUCAAGUCGCUCAAGGUUUCCAGCUCCACCAAGUCACCAGACAAAAUGGUGGUCGCCGACCGAUUGGUUACCAGAUCCAAUUACAUUGACGAAGGGAGAGAUAGUGCUCACGCUUCGUCAGAGACACCGUAUCGUCAAGAAGUCACCGAAGCUGAUAUCGAGACAUUGGCUCUCAAAUUGCGCAUACCAGCCGGAAGCGAAUUGGAUCCGCACGCCCCGACAUUCGAUGCGAAACUUUGGGUCAAAUCUAUCAUCGAUCUGUGGUGCUCGGAUCCCUCGAUAGGACAUAAACGGAAUCUUGGAGUGGCUUUCAGCGAUCUAUCUGUGUCAGGUCGCAAUAGCACGACGCCGAAAUAUCAGCAAAAUACCGGCGGCGUGCUUCUAGAUGUCAUCACAUCAAUAACAAGGCAUUUCAUUGGUACGCGUCCACUCAAAGCGGUAUCGAUUCUACAGAACUUUGAGGGUGUUAUCAACGAUGGUGAACUCCUCUUAGUUCUAGGUCCGCCGGGCUCGGGAUGCACUACCCUUCUUAAAACGAUCGCUGGCGAGACAACAGGUCUGAAUGUCAGUCUAGAUACCAAAAUGAACUUCCGAGGGAUCAAAACGAAAUACGUCCGAACACGAUUCCGUGGUGACGUGCUCUACAACGCCGAACGCGAUGUGAAUCUUCCACAUCUCACAGUAGGAGAGACAUUGACGUUCGCGGCUCGGGCGAGGUCGAUGCGGACAGCACCGCCAGGGUUGACGCGUUCACAGAUGGAGGUCAUGUCGCGAGACGUAAUCAUGUCGGUCUUGGGCAUUUCACACACUUUUAAUACGCGCGUUGGAGAUGAUUUUGUGCGAGGUGUUAGCGGAGGUGAGCGUAAGCGCGUCAGCAUUGCUGAAGCUGCCCUCACAGGCGCUCGACUUCAGUGCUGGGACAACUCCACGCGCGGUCUUGACAGUGGUAAUGCCGUCAACUUCUGUGAGAGUCUUCGAGGACAAGCCGAUCUACUUGGUAUCAGCGCUGCGGUCGCUAUCUAUCAAGCUCCACAGAGCGCUUAUGAACUGUUCGAUAAGGUGACGGUAUUGUACGAUGGGAGGCAGAUUUACUUCGGCCCUACCUCGAUGGCAAGAGAGUACUUUGAAGAACUCGGAUUCUAUUGUCCUGACAGACAAACGACUGCUGACUUUUUGACGUCCAUGACCAGUCCUAACCAGCGACAAGUCAGAUCCGGAUACGAGAACUUGGCUCCUCGAACACCCGACGAGUUUGUGACCAGAUGGAAAGAGAGCAUGCAUCGAAAGCUUCUUCUUCAAGAGCUUAGCGAGUACGAAUUGAAACAUCCAACUGACGAGCGACUGAUGGAAUUCAAAGAGUCGCGACGCGUCGAGCAGUCUAAGAGCCAAUGGUCGAAAUCACCAUACAAUAUUUCUUAUUUUGCCCAGGUUUCGCUGAACCUCUGGCGCGGCUGGAGGAGGCUUGUCGCAGACCCAGCAUAUACCAUUGCCUCCCUAGUCUUUCAGAUGAUCAUGGCAAUCACGCUCGGCAGUCUGUUCUACGACAUGAAGCAGGACACUUCGACUUUUUAUUAUCGCGGCGGCGUCAUCUUCUUUUCGUUACUGUUCAACGCCUUUGCAAGCCAGUUGGAGGUUCUCACUGUUUAUGCAGAGCGACCUGUUGUCGAAAAGCAACACAAGUAUGCGUUCUACAGCCUAUCUACGCAGGCCAUCGCCAGCUUUGUAAUGGACUUACCGUAUAAGACGGCCAACAUGAUUGCCUUCAACCUCAUUGUUUAUUUUAUGACCCACCUACGGCGCGACACGAGCAGUUUUCUCUUCUUCUCGCUCGUAACGUAUCUUGCAACACUGGUAAUGUCGUGCCUAUAUCGAACACUCGCGUACCUUACCCGCACACCAGCCCAGGCCAUGGUUCCCAGUGCUCUGCUCAGUAUCGGUCUGAUAAUCUACACCGGCUUUUGCAUCCCAUCAGCCUAUCUGCCCGGAUGGUCUGAGUGGAUGCUUCAUAUCAAUCCACUGUCUUAUGCUUUCGAGGCCCUAAUGGCGAAUGAGUUCCAUGGACGCUCGUUUCCCUGCGCUUCCAAAGUACCACAAGGCCCUGGCUAUGAAGACCUUGCUCCAGAAUCACAAACCUGCUUCGUCGUGGGUGCGCGAGCCGGUGAUACUUUGGUGAAUGGCGAUGAUUACAUCAGACUCACAUUUGGCUACCUCAACGAAAACAAAUGGAGAAAUGUCGGCAUUCUAGCCGCUUAUCUUGUCGGGUUGUUUUGUUUAUACAUUGCUACUGCCGAACUCUCGAAGCCCCCUAAAAGUCAAGGCGAAUAUCUAGUGUUUUGGAGAGGCGCGAUUCCUCGUAUUGCAGCUAAAAACGCCGGCAAGCACGUCAAUGACGAGGAAGAUACCAAUUCGUCGAAUAUCCAGAUGGUAGAGAUCCAAAAAGAGCAGGCUAAAGACUCCGAUUUUAUGAAGAACGGGGCUUCCGUCUUCCACUGGGAAGAUCUCUGCUACGAUGUUAAAGUCAAGGGCGAGACGCGCCGUCUCCUGGACCACGUAGAUGGUUGGGUCAAACCGGGAACCUCCACGGCCCUCAUGGGCGUUUCCGGUGCUGGCAAGACGACCCUUCUCGACGUCCUCGCAACGCGUGUCACCGUAGGCGUCGUAAGCGGAAGCACAUUGAUCAACGGCACGCCGACAGACACCUCGUUCCCCCAUCGUGUAGGAUAUGUGCAGCAGCAAGACGUACACUUGGCAACAGCUACCGUGAGGGAGGCACUAGAAUUCAGUGCCCUACUACGACAGCCGGCUAAAACACCACACGCAGAGAAGCUUGCAUGGGUGGAUGAGGUGAUUGCAAUGUUGGGCAUGGAAGAAUUCGCGGGCGCUGUAGUUGGAAUCGCGGGUGAACAUGGACUUAAUGUUGAGCAACGAAAGCGAUUGAGCGUAGGAGUCGAGCUCGCUGCCCGACCGGAUCUGCUCGUUUUUCUCGAUGAGCCUACUUCUGGUCUUGAUGCUCAGACCUCGUGGGCCAUCUGUGACCUUAUUGAAACACUCACUCGCAGCGGCCAGGCUGUACUUUGCACCAUACAUCAGCCAUCGGCAAUGCUUUUUCAGAGGUUUGAUAGACUACUUCUGCUCGCUGCUGGAGGCAAAACAGUGUAUUUCGGAGAUUUAGGGCACGAAAGCAGCACCCUCAUCGAAUACAUGGAGCGAAACGGGGCAACAAAGUGUCCAGCUUCGACUAAUCCGGCUGAGUGGAUGCUGCAAUCUAUACAACAGCCUACCGAUGGAACAAAAGGUAUCGACUGGUUUGAAGCUUGGAGGCAGUCCCCGGAGUAUCAAGCGGUCAAAUCGGAACUGUCCCGCCUGAAAACCAUUGCCCAUGAUCCUACUUCGUCGAAUACCAGCGACCCAUCACUGAACCAAGAGUUCGUGGCUUCCACCUGGAUACAGUUCAAAGAAGUUACGUUGCGUACAGGCAGACAUUUUUGGCGAUCGCCUACUUAUAUCUGGUCAAAGACGCUAUUGGUUGGCAUUUCGUCACUCUAUAUUGGCUUCAGUUUUGAUGCGAAAAACAGCCUUCAGGGCUUGCAGAACCAGCUUUAUGCCAUCUACAUGUUCUUCAUACUGUUUGGCAGCCUGAAUGAACAAAUCAUGCCAACAUUCAUACCGAUGCGUGAUCUAUACGAGGUGCGAGAGCGGCCAUCGAAGAUAUACAAGUGGACAGCCUUUCUGUGGUCGAACAUUCUUGUUGAGGCCUUUUACAACUGUCUCAUGGCAGUGUUGGCCUACCUUUGCUGGUACUAUCCAGUUGGCUUCAUCCAAAACACAACGGCUACGGAUACGGCGGAGCGCGGCGCACAAGUAUUCUUGUUCUUGUUGCAGUACAUGCUGUUCACAAGUACUUUCUCACACUUCGCCAUCGCGUGGAUAGCAACGUCCGAGACGGCAGGUGUCUUGGUCUCGCUGCUUUGGUUGCUUUGCAUUUCGUUCUCGGGAAUCGCGGUCAAACCAGCAGAUCUACCGUCCUUUUGGAAAUUCAUGUAUCGUGUCUCACCCUGCAACUAUCUCAUCAGUGGCAUCAUGUCUGCCUCACUCACAGGUAGCCCUGUUGUGUGUACCCCAGCAGAGAUCCUUCACAUGCAGCCCCCCGUCAAUCAGACUUGCGCCGAUUUCCUCGGUUCUUUGGUCGCGACCAGUGGUGGCAACGUUCUUGCCUCCACCGAAAGUGGGCUAUGCUCGUACUGCCCUAUUUCUACGACGGACGUAUACCUCUCCGAAUUCCGCAUUUUCUACGCGGACGUUUGGAGGAACUUUGGGAUUGGUUGGUCAUACAUCAUAGCAAAUGUGUUUCUGACAUUCUUAUUCUUCUGGCUCUUCCGAGUUCCGAAGGGUAACUCUUCCAAGCGUGCGUAG